CCGCUUCGAGGCGAGUCUUUGAAGUGACAAGUCCCUUCCUCUUCCUUCGGUUCUUUCUAUCUCCAAAUCCAAGGACUGGAGAAUUGAGAAUAAGCUAUAAUGGCUUUUGCUUCGUCGGUUCACACUUCCAUGGCGGUUCAGCGCUUAUCAUUCUCUCUCUUUGACCGCCUCCUCGUGGGCCAAUCCCGGCCCAGCCAUUUGUUUCUGCCACUUCACCCUCCCCACCGCUCCGUACUGGCUCUCUCGCGCCGUCGAAACCCCAGCUCUUCCAACUCUGCGUCUUCCUCUUCGAAGAGAAAUAAGAAAGUCUUGCGUCGCAAUGAUGCUUUAGAAGACGACGUUGAUAUAGACGAGGAUGCCUUUGACGCACUCUUUAGCCAACUGGAAGAGGAUUUAAAGAAUGAUGGGCUAUCCCUAGAUGACGAGGAUGAUGAGAUAAGUGAAGAAGACCUUGCCAGGUUUGAACAAGAAUUAGCGGAGGUACUAGGAGAUGAUGAUAUAGAAAUGGCGAUUUCAGCUGCAGAUGACACUGAAAGUGAGAAUGAUGCUGAAGAAGAUGACGAUGAAGAAUACGAAAGGCCGGUGAAGCUUAAAAAUUGGCAACUUCGAAGAUUGGCUGCAGCUUUGAAAGCUGGCCGCCGAAAAACUAGCAUAAAAACUCUUGCUGCAGAGCUUUGUCUUGAUAGGGCUGUUGUUCUUGAAUUGCUUCGUGACCCUCCUCCAAAUCUUUUAAUGAUGAGUGCCGCUUUACCUGAUAAACCGGCACCAAUAGUAUCAGUAUCAGUGCCUGAAAGUAAGCCCGCACCCACAGAAAUUCCUAGCGAAACAAGUGCGGAUGCAGCAGAACCUAAGACCAAGGGGCAACUGCCUGUCCAUGUCAUGCAACAGACAUGGAAUGCUCAAAAGAGACUGAAAAAAGUGCAAGUUGAAACCCUUGAAAGAGUUUAUAGGAGAACAAAACGCCCUACUAACUCAAUGAUUAGUAGCAUUGUGCAUGUGACAAAUCUACCCAAAAAAAGGGUUGUGAAAUGGUUUGAAGACAAACGUGCUGAAGAUGGAGUCCCUGACCAUCGCAUUCCAUACCAACGGUCUGAUCCUGAAACUGUGAAGUCCCUUUAAAUGCGUGUGAUGAGAUUUUGUCUGUAAUGAUUUCUGAUAAGAGUAUAUUAUGCUUUUUACUUUUCUGGUGAGAUAAUUAGAAAAUCUAACAGGAAAUUACCAUACAUAGGUUAUUCCAUAAGGCUACUGUACCAUGACACUACUUUUUUGGCACUCUUUCUGCUAGAGGUUCCGCUCAAACGUUUCCUCCACAAAACACCUUCUUUUCCUUGGCUUCCUUAGGACUUCAUUGAAGAAACAUGUCUUAGAUUAAGGUUUUUCAUCCCUUUUACGCAGGGUGGGUUAGGAUUUUGCCACCUGUUUUGGAUACCUGUCUUAAUAGCUGAUUUUGAAAUACAUUUUGUAAAAGCUUUGUAGAAUACUCUACCGUCCUGGUUGAAUCAUUUAAGUCAGGCGAUCGUAAUUCCUUGUAAGAACAUUUUGUGUCAAGUCAAUUAUAUAUGUGCAAAUGCUAAUCCAACCUAUUUAAUUAA
Messenger RNA from Carya illinoinensis, 1592 nucleotides. RefSeq names its product protein OVEREXPRESSOR OF CATIONIC PEROXIDASE 3. NCBI's taxonomy places the organism in Eukaryota, Viridiplantae, Streptophyta, Magnoliopsida, Fagales, Juglandaceae. The transcript has 4 exons. Gene Ontology annotation, molecular function: DNA binding; DNA-binding transcription factor activity, RNA polymerase II-specific. The record is from RefSeq and is a predicted model, not a curated record. Gene Ontology annotation, cellular component: nucleus. The coding region runs from base 100 to 1119 and encodes 339 amino acids. Gene Ontology annotation, biological process: regulation of transcription by RNA polymerase II.